Daktulosphaira vitifoliae (grape phylloxera) is the source of this 2125-nucleotide messenger RNA. RefSeq lists its product as uncharacterized. Lineage: Eukaryota; Metazoa; Arthropoda; Insecta; Hemiptera; Phylloxeridae. The transcript is spliced from 2 exons. The record is from RefSeq and is a predicted model, not a curated record. Bases 313 to 1206 code for a protein of 297 amino acids.
UAUUGAGCCUCUUCUCCGCGCUGACCACUGUUUUCAUUAUCAAUUUCAAAGUAACUCGCUGUUGCGGUUGUGCGCGUCUUUUGCUCGCGUGUGUGUGCGUGUGUGUGUUUGUAUUGUAUUUGUUAUUGCUUUUGUUGUGUUUGGUGUUAACCCGGUCGUGAGUUAAUACUUGUCCUUUACUGAUUAAUUGUUUUUAUUUUUGUGUAUUCUUAACCCUAGAGGAUACCGCAUUGGUAUUAAUUUACUUCUGCUCAAAAAAAGCAAGAGAUUUUGUACACUCAUUAGUAUACUAAUAAAUUAUAUAGUAUAAUAAUGGAUCAAGAAAGUGGUAUUGGAAGAAGAAGAAGUUCUAGAUUAGCAGCCAAAGGAGUGGUAGCUACACCAAAGCCUGAAAUUAUUAAGAAAACUCCUAAAACCACAGAUAAAUCAAAAAGGCAAAAACGUAAACAAAGUGAAGAAAGACCAUCACCUAUAGCUAAAAAGUCAAAAACUGAUGACCAUACAGUUGAUGAGAAUGAUUCAGAUAUAGAUAAUGAAAUAUCUAACAAUGUAGAAACAGAAUCAGAUCAAGUAGAUACUGUUGCAGUUACAACUAUCCCUAAAAAAGAUGAAGAAACUCCAAUAGUAAUUACAGGUACUUCUGACCCUAAAAAAGUUAUUAUUGAUAAUGCUAGUAUAGAUUCUGAAGAACAGGAAAAAAUGGAUGUUGAAUUACCUUCAGAAAAUAAAGAUGAAGUAGAAUUAACAAAACAAGAAUUACUAAAAGAAGAUUCCAUACAUUCUCAAGUUGAAAAAAUUGAAGAAGAAUCUGUAAAAAUAGGUGAAGUAAAUAAUUUUGAAAAUGGAUUACCUGCAAAAGAUAUUGAUUUACAUUCAGAUAAUAAUGAAAAAGGAAGUAAUGGAGUUAGUAAUUCUUCUUCUAAUGGAACCACAGACGCAGAUAGUAAACAAACAAAUGGUGCUGAAUCUAUAACAAAAUCUGCUGUAGAAGAAAAUAAAAAAAUUCUAUGUGAGGGCAAAAAUCACCUUACAGAGUCUGAAAUAAAUAACUGUAGUACUAUUCUAAAUAACUCCAAUAAUGAUACAACAGAACAGGAAAAAAUUGAAUCAAAUUCAAAAGCUAUUGAAAAAUCAGUAGGCAAUGCAACUAUGUCCUCUGAAGGAAUUGCAUCAAAUGUAGACAAGCCAUCAACAAUUGUUUCCUAAUAUUUUUACUUUUAGGAAUUGAAUGGAAAACACCAUCUAGACUUUUUUGACUUUCUAUAACUGAUAUUUUACCCAUAAUUAGUACCUAUAAUUACGUCUUCUUAUUUUCAUUUCUUUCCUUUAUAUUAUAUUAAACAAAUAUAAAUUUUAUUUACCAAGAUUAAUUUAAGUAUACAAAAUAAAUAUAUAUGUAUGUAUUUUUCUAAUAUAUGUGUAUAUAUAUAUUUAAUUAUAAUUUAUGUAAUGUUUGCUUUUUUUGUCUAAUUGAAGUAUAAUUCAUUUUGCUCUUAAAAAAAAUUGUACAAAUGACUGGGUUGAAAUAAAUUAAUGUUUUAUUAAAUCAUUUUUCACAAGAUAACCAUUAUAAUUAUUUUAAGGUAUAUUAUGGUUUAUAUAAGUGUUGAUUGGUUUUUACAUUUAAUAUAAUUGAAUGUCUUUUUUCAAAAAUAAAUUAAUGAACUUAAUAUUUUUGGUAUAAUAUGGAAUUAUAUUAUUAAUUAAUAAUGUAAUAUAUGAUUAAUUAAUAAUGUAAUAUAUGAUUAAAAUAAAUAAAGAUUACAUAUUAUAAUAAUUUCAUUCAUGAUGACACUUAUUGGGCAUAUUUUUCUUUUCAGAUUUUUAUUUUAUUUUUUUUUGUAUAUUGACUAAAUUUUUGUAAUACUUUACUCAAAUUUCUUAUUUUCAACAUGUAAUGGGUCAUGUGAUUAAAAAAUUAUAUCCUUUAAAUAUAAGUGCAUUCUAGAUAUUAUUUAUUAGAAGUAUUAGUAAAUAUAUUUAAUCUUUCAUUUUUCAAUGGCAUAAUUAUGUAAUAUAUAUAUAUAUAUUUUUUUUUUGUUAAAAAAGUAUUUGUAUUUAAUGGAUGUAUUUUUAAUUUUUGUUUGAUAUAUUAUUUAUAUAAAAAUUGUUGUGAUCUUGAGUA